UGGUGCGUUCUGUGUGCGAGCCUGCCUGUUCACUCGAGUAACGACAGAACCCGAGUUCGCUUGUUCUCAUUCGCGACGCAAACUCACCCACCAUGGCAAGGCCGGGAAGGUUCGCGCUCGAUGCCAGGGCCAUUGUGGGCGCACUGGCGCUCCUUAUCGCCGGUUGCUGCGCUUUGCCCGCUGGCGAUCUUCCGCCGGUGCAGGAGAAACUCAACAAAACGGAGUUCUUUGCGUACCCUGCCGAACAGUCGGCCAUCGAGCUGAAGCAAAAUGCACGGAACCGCACACCGAUAUUCAUUCCCAACAAGUGCGCGGAGGACGAAAUUCUCUAUCCGGGUGACCACGAGCAUGAUUGGGUUUGCGAUUGCAAGCCAACGUACAUAUAUGACACGAGGCAGCAGAAGUGCUACCAGAUGUACACGCAAGGAUCCUGCCAGUCGGGGAGCGUGAUGUACAUCGAGCCAAAAGGCAAGACCGCUGUAUGCAUUGAAAAUCCCUGCCCGGAUGGCAAGGUGCAGUUUAUGGGCGAAUGUGCCGUGCUUAACGAGGAGCAUAGACUGUGCCUUCUGGCCAAUAUCAAGCUGGUGGUCGGCAUCAACGAGGAUACGCACCAGCUGGAGUGUGUUAAUAUCUCCGGUGUGCAGUUCAACCGAACGAUGAUCACGCAAAGCAGCGUAACUAAAGUAUAAGCUAGCACAUUUAAACAAUUAUGUUUUUUUAAAUCAAGUUCUACGAAUCAUUUAAUGUUUCUGAAUAAAUUGGACCUU
Anopheles nili is the source of this 767-nucleotide messenger RNA. RefSeq lists its product as uncharacterized. The record is from RefSeq and is a predicted model, not a curated record. The coding region runs from base 93 to 689 and encodes 198 amino acids. The transcript has 3 exons. Lineage: Eukaryota; Metazoa; Arthropoda; Insecta; Diptera; Culicidae.